AUGGUCAACAACGUCGAGAUUCCACCACACUACACCGACUCGCCGUCAUCGCUCGUGGGUACACCACAUUUGACUAUCAAUCGAGACAUUACUGCUCUCGAUCUUGACUCCAGCAAUGCCUUUGAGGGACCAGAGAAACUCUUAGAGGUGUGGUUCAGUGCCUCGGACCGGGCAUUGCCCGCCUCUGCCAGCCCUCAUGGACUCAAGGCAGUCUCUCAGGACUCGUGGAAGGAGAUGCUUGAUCUUGUCAACUGCAAGGUCUUGUCGGUUGUCGAGUCUCGCAAUGUCGACGCUUAUCUCCUCUCCGAGUCCAGCAUGUUCGUCUUCCCACACAAGCUUGUGUUGAAGACUUGCGGCACCACCACUCUUCUGUGUGGACUCCCGCGCAUGCUUGAGAUUGCAGCUCUCGAGGCUGGCUUUCCACAUGUCAAGGCCAAUCUUCCUGAGGGUACUGCGGCGGCUGCGACUCCCCACCGGGUCUUCUACAGUCGCAAGAACUUCCUCUUCCCCAACCAGCAGCGUGGUCCACACCGUAGCUGGCGAGAUGAGGUUCGCUACUUGGACAAGAUGUUCUUGGGUGGCAGUGCGUACAUGAUUGGGAAGAUGAACGGCGAGCACUGGUAUCUGUACAUUACUGGACCUCGCACCCAGCUCACGCCGCCGGCAACCCCAGAGGAUGACAAGUUGCAGACUCCAACACAGAAGAUGAUGCUACCAGAGAAGACCAACGGCGCUACUUUGGCUGACACUGAGCCAGAAGAUGAGACGUUGGAGAUUCUCAUGACUGAUCUCGAGGAGACGAAUGCUCGUCAAUUCUACCUCGACAACGCCAGCAGCAUCGCCCAAGACAACGCUCGUCAGGCUCAUGUCAUCCGCAAGGAGGCUAUCCAGCACUUGGGUGUCAUCCCUGAAGCCAAUGGCUCGGAUCCAAGCAUCUCUGGAAACACCCUCGUCGGUGGCAGCGACUCUGGCUUUGAUGUCUUCGCUCAGACUUCCAGCGACCACUCUGGCUACAAUUCUCCAGCUGACGAGGAGCCACUGUCGUUUGCGGAAGAGUUGAGUACCGAGGGUCAUACUUUGGGAUCGGUCGUCACCGAGAACUGCGGUCUCGCCGACGUCUACCCAACCUCCAAAUACCCAGACGCCCGCAUCGACUCGUACCUUUUCACCCCAUGCGGCUACUCAGCCAACGGAGUGGUGCCAAUGCCAGGCAACGCCGAUUCGACCUCGUACUGGACCGUCCACGUCACACCCGAGCCUCAAUGCUCUUACGCCAGCUUCGAGACCAACGUGCCCACUCGUCACACCGGUCGCGACACUGUCGACGUCGUGCAGCAAGUCGUGGGCAUCUUCAAGCCAGGACGCUUUUCCGUCACCCUGUUCGAGGCCAAGGAUGACAAUGACAUGGCUUACGCUAAGAGGGAUAAGCGCAUGGAUCACAUCCGUAGCUAUCGACGCGUGGAUCGGAUCGUCCAUGAUUUGGAGGGGUAUGAGUUGGUCUUCAGGUACUUUGAGCGCGAGGACUGGAAGGGAACCGAUGGACCGCGCAUCGGCGAGACCAGCCCGUAG
Messenger RNA from Zasmidium cellare ATCC 36951, 1569 nucleotides. RefSeq lists its product as uncharacterized. Gene Ontology annotation, molecular function: adenosylmethionine decarboxylase activity. NCBI's taxonomy places the organism in Eukaryota, Fungi, Ascomycota, Dothideomycetes, Mycosphaerellales, Mycosphaerellaceae. The transcript has a single exon. Gene Ontology annotation, cellular component: cytosol. The record is from RefSeq and is a predicted model, not a curated record. Bases 1 to 1569 code for a protein of 522 amino acids. Gene Ontology annotation, biological process: spermine biosynthetic process; spermidine biosynthetic process.